UUGCUUUCCCGCAUUUCGGCAUUAUUUGGCCAGUGGCGAACGAUUGUUGUGAAGCACUGACGGAGCAGAACUACAAAUUAGCGAACUUAUUCUGUAAAAUUUAUGUGUCUGGCACAUUGAUAUUGCCAGAUAUCACGAAGAGAUUUUCAAACGGAUCCAAAUGCUUGUGGGCCUCAGCGCACUCCUGAAAACUACAAUUCUGCUGUGGAGAUUUUACAGUCUGAGGGACAACAAAACGUUGAAGAAAUGGGUGAUUCGGAGCUAAACAUUUCAAACAUCAGCAAUGCCAUUGAUGCUGUAUUACCUGACCUCCCAAUCGCAACUAUAAAAUCUCUUGAGGAGACCAUAAAGUCACUGGAGUGGAGACCCCAGAAGAUUUCAGAUUUCUCAAGGAAUCAGAUCUGGCAGCUGUACUGAGGCCCAUUCAAGCCAGGAAAUUUAUUUCUGUUCUAAAGGAGACCACAGAAAUUUCUGAAACCCCAAAGCAACCAGUCUGUUCAUCUCCAGGAUCUUUUCUGUCUCAGAGUUCUUCAUACUCAUCUCCCAGCACCUCCCCUUCUAGUGUGAACUGGGUUGACAGCUUUGAAGUCCCAUGGAAUAAGUUUCCUGAGGAAUUAAUGCAGGCACUUGAGACACAGAAAAGGCCAAGUUCUCGGUUGCGUAGGGAAAUGGUGAGGAUUGUUGUUGCGGAAAUGAUGAAAGUCUGUGCUUGUCCAAGUAGGAAGAAUUUAACGGAGGUCGCCAAAAGGAUGGUUGCCAAAUAUCCUAAGUCUUUGCAAGAUGUGAUUGAAGAGAGUGUGAUUGGUCCUGGAUACUACUCUUUGGUCAAACAAUUUCAAGCCAGGUUUGAAAAUGCAAGACGGACCAGCACACCAAAAAUAAAGAAGCGCAUUCAUGAUACAUAGGAAUGUGACACUGAGGAAGUUCCACCUGAAAAAAGGGCUGCAGUCCAAGAUACAUAUGGCUGCACCAAUUGGGAAGUUAGAUUUAUGCCCCUCAGUGAAACUGCUGAGAGUCUGCAGUUGUAAAAAGAGAAGAUGAGGAGUCUGUCACAAACAACUGACUGGAAUGAAGAGGAAGUGAAGGUCCUCAUGAAAUCUACAUACUACAGUCAACGAAAAGAUAUCAACAAAGGAACAGACAUGAAAACCCUCACUGAGGAGUGGCCAUUUUUGUUUCAGGAAAGUGGAAUGGAAGUGCACUUUAAAGAUCUCACAGGGAUACCACUUAAAGAGACCUUCCUGAACAGCAUCGACCGAAAAGGAAGCAGGCUGUUGAACUUCAUGAAGAAUGUUUGUGCAACCAAGAACAAGCGUGUCUUACAGACUGUCACAAAACUUCAAGUUUUGAGAGGACAGACAAAUGGUUGCUCAGAGGAUGUAAAAGACAUGAUUCUUCUACUUCUCUCCUAUUUUGAUGAGAAAGAGGAGCUCCUCCUUCAUUAUGUAGAAGAGACAAGCCUUGCAAAGGAUGUUGAGUUGGAAAAUCUGCCUGUGACGCCUUGCAUUAUUGUGUGUGGACCCUCCUGCUGUGCUGCUGUUCGAUUCAUGCUCAGUGUGGACCGCCAGAUUGCGAAUGAUGACAUCACUACAUUCAUCACCGCUGUCUGCCUAAUGUUUGGCAGUUAUUACUGUUUCAACAUUCACUACCCAUCUGAACUGGCGUCAGUGCUUGAAUUUUUGCAAAGGUGUUUUUUCGUCAUCAAUCCCGAAAAGGGCACAAAGGUUGCGGAAAAGAAGAACAAAAAGCGAGUCCCAGUGAACCCAAGAGUCUUCACCUUAAUCUCUGACCUUUCUGAUCAUGAGUGGCGAGAGACUUUGUAAAGGUGGCCUGCAAAUGGUUUCCAAGUUUAAACUAUUAAAGGACAAUUCCGGCGCAAAAUGAACCUAGGGUGUAAUAUCACAUUG
This is a messenger RNA of Xyrauchen texanus (razorback sucker), 1907 nucleotides long. RefSeq lists its product as uncharacterized. Bases 1038 to 1823 code for a protein of 261 amino acids. The record is from RefSeq and is a predicted model, not a curated record. Lineage: Eukaryota; Metazoa; Chordata; Actinopteri; Cypriniformes; Catostomidae. The transcript is spliced from 6 exons.